ACGAGGAAGUAGAACGAGACCCGUUUUAACGGUUAACGGUUUACUGUCAAUAGGCAUUACAAAGUAAGCUUGGCUAUGGACACGAACUUAAACGCAAAGAUAGUUAUAGUAGGAUGCGGUAUAUCAGGAAUAGCAGCGGCACAGAGGCUCGUCAAAGCCGGGUUUCAUCAUGUGAGAAUACUUGAGGCGACUUCCAGGAGCGGAGGACGGGUCAAAACAGGCAGACUCGGUAAUAAUCUUGUUGAGAUUGGGGCAAACUGGAUCCAUGGACCUUCUGAGGAGAACCCGGUGUUCUGCCUGGCUCGUCAGUAUGGGCUUCUAGAGCCAGAGGCCCUCACCCCAGAAAGCCAGGCCAUGGACAUUGGAGGACAUCCUCCCUGGAUUCCCAGUGUCUUCAGCAGUUCAGGUCGGAAGCUGAGCACUGAGGACAUAAGUCCGGCUUUGGGAAUGGUUGUAGAGCUGCUGAGUGAAAGUUCAGAAUUUCAGAAUCAAAAUGGAGAACCGUGUGCAAGUGUGGGUGAUUUCAUGCGUACAGAGGUGAAAAAACGAGCAGCAGACAAAUGGAAAGAUAUGGAUGCUGCCACCAGAUCUCUGCAACUGUGUGUGAUUAGUAACAUGUUAAAGUUGGAGUGCUGUGUUAAUGGCGCCCACAGCAUGGAUGAGGUGGGCCUGGGGGCUUUUGGUCAAUACAAGACUCUGCCUGGACUGGACUGCACAUUUCCAGGUGGCUAUGAAGGUCUGAUCAAAAAGUUGAUGUUAGAGCUCCCUGACGGUUUAGUGACCUACAAUCAGCCUGUUCGAUGUGUACACUGGCACAACGCAAAGAAGGGAGACACUUCUGUGUUGGUUGAGUGUGAUGAUGGGGAAAGGAUCAUUGCUGAUCACAUUAUCGUCACAUUUCCUUUGGGAUACCUAAAGAAGCACCAUUCAACCCUGUUCCAUCCUCCUCUCCCUCUGCACAAGCUGCACUCCAUCCAGAGGCUGGGUUUUGGAACAAACAAUAAGAUAUUUGUAGAAUUUAAUGCACCUUGGUGGGAUGCUGACUGUGAGGUCAUUCAUCUGGUGUGGGAGGAUGAGGAUGAAAUGGUGGAUCAGGUGCCAGACAUACAGAGAUCCUGGAUAAAGAAGUUAUUUGGCUUUACUGUUCUUAAACCCACUGAAAGGUAUGGUCAUGUUCUGUGUGGCUGGAUAGCAGGGCAUGAGUCAGAGUAUAUGGAAACACUGUCUGAACAGGAGGUCACACAAGCCAUCACACAACUUAUUUGCAGGUUUACAGGGAACCCUACCAUCUCCCCUCGGAGAGUCCUGCGCUCCCAGUGGUUUCAUGACCCCUGGACAUGCGGGUCCUACACCCACCUAGGAAGAGGCUGCUCAGAGCAGGACCUGGACAACAUGAUGGAACCACUGCCACCAAAGGGAUCACAAUCACAACCACUGCAGGUGUUAUUUGCUGGAGAGGCAACUCAUCCCUGCUACUUCUCGACAGUCCAUGGAGCGCUUCUCACUGGUUGGAGAGAAGCUGACAGACUAAUUUCUCACUACUCUUCUGUCCAUCCAUCCAAGCUUUCCAAGUCAAAGCUUUAAGAUACCAACACCACUGUGUCAAUAAAAGGUUUAUUUACUGUAAUUACUGUUUAAUUUAUAGUAUUCUUUGUAAAAAAAACAAACAAAUUAUAAACAACUUGUUCGGAAACUACUGUUUAGUCAAAUAAUUAC
Melanotaenia boesemani (Boeseman's rainbowfish) is the source of this 1716-nucleotide messenger RNA. RefSeq names its product peroxisomal N(1)-acetyl-spermine/spermidine oxidase-like. Gene Ontology annotation, molecular function: polyamine oxidase activity. The coding region runs from base 76 to 1584 and encodes 502 amino acids. NCBI's taxonomy places the organism in Eukaryota, Metazoa, Chordata, Actinopteri, Atheriniformes, Melanotaeniidae. The record is from RefSeq and is a predicted model, not a curated record. The transcript has 10 exons.